AAGCCAACAAAAACAAAACAGCACUCUUCUCUCUAGCCGGUAUCUACGUUUAGCGUUCUCAUCAUGAGAACGCUAUUCGUUGUACUUUUGUUCCCUCUAAUUCUUGCCCUUGCUGCUCAUGUAUCCCGAGCCGAUGACAACGGCUCGCCGGCCGGACAUGGCAAGGAUGGAUCAAAUGGUGUAGGUCCAGUGAAAAAUCCACAUUGCACUAAGCCUGGGCGUGGUCCAGACCCCCAUGAAAAUGAUGGUCCAAGCAACAAUGGCCGCGGACCACCCGAAAAGGAGUGCGAUGAUGGAGAAUCGUCACCCUCACCAUCUGAUGGAUCUGCCGAACCUUCCCCCGACCAAGGUAAUGGUUCGCCGUCACCAACUUCAUCCCCGUCGUAUUCCCCUCCCAUGGCUCCAACUGACCAAACAAAUACCCAAUCACCUCCACCACCAUUAUAUUCUAGUCCCCCGACUGCACCUCCACCCUACAGACCUAUCGAUCCUUCUCCACCACCAUCAUCAUCUAGCCCUCCAUCAGUAGCACCAAUCACCCAACCAACACCUCCAUCCAGUCCUCCAGCAACAUCUCCACCCGACGAACCUAACAAUCAAUCGCCACCGCCUCAAUCGAAUCCUCCAUUGAAUGCCCCAUUGCUUCCAUCUAGCCCACUUGCGCCACCUCCAAUGGAUCAAACUAUUGAGCAACCUCCUCCACCUCCAUCCACUAAUGCUGCACCCCCACCACAACACUCUAGCCCAUCUGCCACAUCUCCAACAAACUCAAACAAUGAGCAACUCACUCCAUCGCCAUCGCCAUCAAGUCCACAAAUAGCUCCAUCAAGUCCUCCACCGCCGUCAUCAAGUCCAACAAUCUCUCCGUUUACUCCACCACCGCCAUUGUCUAGCCCUCCCGCUACACCUCCAAUAUACCAAGCUAAUGACCAACCCCCUCCCCCUGCAACAUCAUCUACACCGCCACCAGUAGCUCUAGAAAGUCCAUCACCUCCAUCAACUCCAUCAGAAAUAGCUCCAGCUACACCACCACCUUCGUUUAGCCCCCCUACGGAAGCUCCAACGAAUGAAGCCAAUGACCACUACCCUCCACCACCGCCAUUGUCUAGCCCUCCCGCUACACCUCCAAUGUACCAAGCUAAUGACCAACCCCCUCCCCCUACAACAUCAUCUAGUCCGCCACCAGUAGCUCUAGAAAGUCCACCACCACCAUCAACUCCAUCAGAAAUAGCUCCAGCUACACCACCAACUUCGUUUAGCCCCCCUACGGAAGCUCCAACGCAUGAAGCCAAUGACCACUACCCUCCACCACCGCCAUUGUCUAGCCCUCCUGCUACACCUCCAAUGUACCAAGCUAAUGACCAACCCCCUCCCCCUCCAGCAUCAUCUAGUCUACCACCAAUAGCUCUACCAAGUCCACCAGAAAUAGCUCCAGCUACUCCUCCACCAACGCCAUUAUUAUCUAGCCCUCCUGCUACACCUCCAAUAUACCAAGAUAAUGACCAACCCCCUCCCCCUCCAGCAUCAUCUAGUUCACCACCAAUAGCUCCAGCUACUUCUCCACCACCUCCAACAUCAUCUAGUUCACCACCAAUAGCUCCAGCUACUUCUCCACCACCUCCAUUUAACCCCCCUACGGAAGCUCCAACAUAUGAAGCCAUUGACCACUACCCUCCACCAUCACCAUUGUCUAGCCCUCCUGCUACACCUCCGAUAUACCAAGCUAAUGACCAACCCCCUCCCCCUCCAGCUUCAUCUAGUCUGCCACCAGUAGCUCUAGCAAGUCCACCACCUCUAUCAAGUCCACCAGAAAUAGCUCCAAGUACUCCACCACCUCCAUUUAGCUCCCCUACGGAAGCUCCAACGUAUGAAGCCAAUGAAAACUACCCUCCACCAUCGCCAUUGUCUACCCCUCCUGCUACACCUCCAAUAUACCAAGGUAAUAACCAACCACCUCCCCCUCAAACAUCAUCUACUCCGCCACCAAUAGCUGUAGCAAGUCCACCAUCUCCAUCAAGUCCACCAGAAAUAACUCCAGCUACUCCACCACCACCUUCGUUUAGCCCCCCUACGGAAGCUCCAACAUAUGAGGCCAAUGACCACUACCCCCCACCACCGCCAUCAUCUAGUCCACCAUUAUCGCUAGCCAGUCCUCCACCACUAUUGUUAAGUCCACCAACCAUCUCUCCAAUGAGUUCCCCACCACCAUCAUUGACUCCACCAUCGAUCGCUCAGUCCACACCUCCGUCCAGUCCACCGGCUACAUCUCCAAUGUACCAACCCUCACCACCACCAUCAUCCAGUACUCCACCACCAUCAUCAAGUCAAGCAGGAACCACUACAACUCCACCCCCAUCUAGUAUAGCAGUACCUCCAACGUACGAAGCUAACAACCAACCACCACCUCCUCCUUUCAAUCCUCCACCAUCUUCGUCCAGUCCUCCUGCUCCACCGCCAACAUACCAAGCUCAUGAGCCGUCUCCACCUCCACCACCAUCAUCUAGCUCUCCACCAAUAUCUCCCUCUACUUCCACACCAGACACAUCUAGUCCAUCUACCCCUCCGUUACCUGCACCUAGUGCUCCACCCGGCCCUCCUACUGGUAAAAACGGAUGGGUGAAAGUUCAUAACUUCCACGACACCUUGUAUUGGAAAAUCGGGCACUCUGCGGUGUUAAGAGUCAAGCUCGUAAAGAAGAAGGACAUUUCCCUAGUCGAUGUGCUAUAUGUGAGCAUGCAACCCGCGGGAAUUGGCAGCAACUACUUUCUUGUGAUAAAAGCUGCAGAUGAAUACAAGAAGGUCGGCAAGUAUAAUAUGCUCGUGUGGGGUGUGCCUGGGUCAACAACAGAACCAUGGAAAGUAUUGUGGUUCAAAUUCGUGGAGUAGUAAACACACAGUGACGAUAAUAAUCAAAAUCUAGCUAGUGUCAUUGGAGGUGUGCUUGUUCUUACAUUACUUAAUCAUUGUAGCAACGUGGGGUGUGAUCCUACGGUAUGAUUUUCAUUUCAAUGAUAUAUUUUGUUUUGUUUUUCCAAAUUGCCUCAGAAUCCUGUAUCACUAUUGGAGCUGCAACUACGUUUGGGUUUUUAUUCAAAAGAUUUUGCAUUUAAUCA
This is a messenger RNA of Lolium perenne, 3113 nucleotides long. RefSeq lists its product as uncharacterized. Gene Ontology annotation, molecular function: cysteine-type endopeptidase inhibitor activity. The record is from RefSeq and is a predicted model, not a curated record. NCBI's taxonomy places the organism in Eukaryota, Viridiplantae, Streptophyta, Magnoliopsida, Poales, Poaceae.